Molecule: messenger RNA, 1414 nt
Organism: Leptidea sinapis
Lineage: Eukaryota; Metazoa; Arthropoda; Insecta; Lepidoptera; Pieridae
Gene: Clp
Product: cleavage and polyadenylation specificity factor subunit 4
Exons: 4
Coding region: 182-1051 (289 amino acids)
Molecular function (GO): zinc ion binding; RNA binding
Source: RefSeq, a predicted model, not a curated record
GACAAGGUUCACGUCUCACGGAGUUACGUUAAAAAUGUUUGGUAAAUUGAAAUACGGCUUACGAAUGAAAUGAAAAUUAUAAUCAGAAUUAUAUUAUUAAUUAGCCGUCGUAUAUAAAUUUUCCCCAGACCCUGACUAGCAGAUAUUUUAAUUUAUCUAGUCAUCGUAAGGUAUCGUCACGAUGGAAGUUAUUGUGGCCAACGUUGAUCACAUAAAAUUUGAUAUAGAUUAUGCCUUGGAACAGCAAUUUGGAGCGUUGCCGCUGCCAUUUGCGGGAAUGGACAAAUCAACAGCAGCAGUUUGCGAGUUUUUCGGGUCACCUUCUGGAUGUGGAAAUGGACCUCAAUGCCCCUAUAGGCAUGUGAGAGGUGAUCGUACAGUUGUAUGCAAACAUUGGCUUCGUGGCCUGUGCAAAAAAGGAGAUCAAUGUGAAUUUCUUCAUGAGUAUGACAUGACUAAGAUGCCUGAAUGCUAUUUCUAUGCCAGGUUCAAUGCAUGUCAUAAUAAAGAAUGCCCAUUUUUGCACAUAGAUCCGGAAAGUAAAAUAAAAGAUUGCCCUUGGUAUGAUAGAGGUUUCUGUAGGCAUGGGCCACAUUGCCGUCACAGACAUGUGAGAAGAGUUUUAUGUUUGAACUAUUUGGGUGGUAUCUGUCCAGAAGGACCUAACUGCAAGUUCAUGCACCCAAGAUUUGAAUUACCAGCACCACCAGAACAAACAAAAGAUGCCAAAAGACUCCCAGUGUGUCAUUUUUGCUCUGAAGUUGGACAUAAAGCUUCAUCAUGUCAUAAAAUUCCUAGUGAGCAAAGAGAAGCAGCUCAGCGUCAAGAUGAGAACAGGUACAGAGCAUAUGGCUACAUCAAAUCAGUCAAUGAAGGUGAUGAUCAAGUACGAAUGCAUAGGUUGAUGCAUAAACCUCUUGAUGAGGUCACCUGCUUUAAAUGUGGUACAAAAGGUCAUUAUGCCAACAAAUGUCCUAAAGGCCACCUGGCAUUCCUUUCAAGCCAGCCUCCGCCGCCACCUUCUCCAAAUACUUUCAAAAAACCUAACUAGUAUAAGUAUGUGAAGCCAUCUUAAAUGGCUUCAAAGAUCAGACUUCAACAGUGCUUAAGUGGAGUGAAAUUUAAGUGAUUCUACAGACUGUUUAGCAAUAAGUAUUAUAUUAUAAAAAAAGUUAAAUAUUCAUAAUUAAUAUUAAACAUUAAAUAAAAUUAUUGCAUUAAAUAUUGUUAAAUUAAAACAAAGUGAGUGACAAGAUAAAAUAAACUGGUGCAGGCCCUAAAAUGCAGUAUAGGGAAAAGCAGUAUUGAGAAAAUCACAAGAAAUAUUUUUAACAGUGUUUUUUUAUGGUGGAUAUUUAUAAUACCACAUGGACUAAGUGGUAACAAAGAUUAAAUUCAUGAAAAAAUAUAUUUA